Molecule: messenger RNA, 3862 nt
Organism: Cladophialophora immunda
Lineage: Eukaryota; Fungi; Ascomycota; Eurotiomycetes; Chaetothyriales; Herpotrichiellaceae
Exons: 1
Coding region: 371-3577 (1068 amino acids)
Molecular function (GO): microtubule binding
Source: RefSeq, a predicted model, not a curated record
GGGGGACGUAGUUUGCAGCCUGCAGCCUACAGCUUCGUUGGUGGCGAGCGGGAACCUGUUUCAACCCAUUCAGCAUCAACAUCCUCUCGUUUCCCGUCCCAAUCGCCUCAUCAUGACGGUCAUAUCCCUCUGAGCCCCUGCUCUGCCGCUCUUUUAGUCCUCCUACACGACUGCUUUCUCCAUCGCUCUGCACAUUAUCCUUUGGCCCAGACAGUGUCUCACAUGCCCUCACACCACUAUCGCUCGUGAGCGGUGUUGGCAGCCGUUUCAGCAUGCUGCCAAUUGGUUUCCCAGGAGGCUGGAACUCUUUGAGAAAGAAGCAAGUGUGCUUGCUGGCAAGAUAGAUCGAGGGCAUACAUCUCUUGAGAACAUGGCACCCACAACACCCACUGCGCCGCAAUUCCCUCGCUUAGAUCCUCCCUCGCCAUCUCGCUCUCCCUCUCGGUCCCCUCGGCGCAGAGCUCAAUUCGCCAUUCGAGAGCUCGACCCCCUUCUAGGAAAUUUGACGCCGGACUCGACUUUGAGGGCACUACAAGCGACAGAGACUAUUUCCGGUGGUGCUGCACAAGAAGAUGCUCUGACCUCGAGUAUUGCGGAUGCAACCCCCGCAGAGCGAGAAAUUGGCAUAAGAGCCGCUUUUGCCGCCCAGAAACUGCGGGAAUGGAAGAAUGAAUUGUCACAAUGGACAUGGCCGAGCAAGAAAGAGAGGGGAUUUGGUCUGGGAUUCGUCCCUCCAACAGUUGCAAGCGGCAAGCCCCAAGAGUACCGUGGCUGUUUGCCCGAGUCCGUGGCGGAAGACUACGAGGCCAGACUAGAGGAGAUUAGGGAUGACCUCGACAGCCUGGAUAUCGACGAGAUCAAGGACCAUGUGCUUGAAGCUCAUCUGCCCGCAACGAGUCCAACAAAGUCUUCUCGACCGGUUGGUCCUCGCUCAAGCUACGGAAGAAUGCGCGACUUUACUGCCCUGAUCACGGCGACAGUUAUCCAAGCCCUUCCAGACCUUGCCAAGUUGAAUAUGUUGCUUGACACCUGGGAUGUGCGGUUAAGAGUGCUAAGGGACCUUCCGAGGUUUCUCGACGUUAUGCAGUCCACCCAGUCCGAAAUUCAGCAAGCCUUUAAUGAGAUAAGAACCCCAGAUUCUGCUCAAACGCUGACUGGCCCGUCUCUGGACGAUAAGAAAGUAGCGCUUGGUGAGCGGGUGUCGGACAUGGGGCGUCGCAUUGAUCGAUUUCUCGACAUGCUUGAAGGGCGGGAGGAUUCGCUCCCACAGGCCUGGAUCGAUGUACUCGAGAAGAUCGAGCUCGAUUAUGCAACCUGGGUGGUCGAGGCAGAGCACCUUGUGCUCAGGAAUAAGCUGGCAUCAAAAUCUAGCAGAGAUACGGGGACUGAAAAUACUGUUGAAAGUCCAGAACAUCUGGAAUUCUCAAAUCCGGAGAGUACAUGGCCAGAACCAGACGGACAGCCAGAGGUUGCUCAACCACCUACAACAAUUGGCGCCUUACCUGAAGCCACGAUUUCAGAUAUUCCUCCAUCAGAAAAGGAGGAAGUCAAAACCAAGCGCAGACCUUCACUGAAGCUUGAUCUUGCCGACCAAAAAGGCCACAAACGUGAGGUUUCAAAAGUCUCGGUUGCUGAUUCAAUGUACUCGACAUUCUCAGACAUCUCCAACGCGGAGAUAAUGGACGCCAGGACCACAAGCGUCCUUCCAAGUCCGAAGAUCAGUGUUGUGGAGAGUCCUUUUCCAACGAGCCGCGAUGAGAUAGCGUGGUUUGGAUCACCGUCCGCAGCCCAGCAACAGAUGGCUUUGAAGCCGCCCAUGCUCCAAAGAGCGUCAACCGCCUCCAUAGAGGUCUUUCCGAAAGACAAAUUGAAACAAGUGGUAUUAAGACGGGCUGCCAGCUGGGACAUACUUACACAAAUGGCUGAGUCGCCUGAGAGUACUCCCACGAGGGCCUUGACGCAGUUGACAGGUGCUGCCGACUCAACAUCGAAGGCUCCCCCAGCUGGAAUGGAAGUACACGAAACUCCAUCACCGCCGACUGAAGCUUCGACAGCCAAACUUCCUCUCGUGCCUCUGCCACCUGAGGUCGGCUCUGUAGAUACGCGUUCGAGGCAAGAACUGCCUCUACCAGUCUUACCAAGAAGGUCGAGCAAGCGCAACAGUACAAUCGACGGCUCUCCAAUAACACCAGUCACAAGCAAGGGCAAUGAAGAGAGAGUCGAGGGAGAGCAUCUCGACACCCUGACGGCUAAUAUGGGACAAUCGCCGAGACGGCCAAAGACGAGAGAAUCGCUUGACGAAAGGAUCCAAGACAUCCUCACGAGCCUACCUACUAGGAUCCGGUUGGCAAAAGAUGCCGAUGCUCAAUCAUCAUCCACCUCGUCGACUCGUGCCUCCACACCCACUGCUUCGUUGACGCUAUCACCAGCCAAGGCGGAUCCGUCAAGUCGCAGAGGCAGCCUCGCUGACCCUGACAUUAAACUGUAUCAUCUGACACGCUCAGGGCAGGGUCGCGAGGCCCCUCCAGUCAAGCUCUUUGUGCGAACCGUCGGAGAUGGGGAUCGUGUCAUGGUUCGAGUUGGUGGGGGAUGGGCGGAUCUGGGAGAAUACUUGCGAGAGUAUAGUCUUCACCACGGAAGCCGCGCUACUGUCGAUGGUCGCCUUGAGGUUGCCAGCUUCCCUGGGAACGGACCCAGAGACACUAUGACAUCUGCCAGUGGAACGCCGGCUUCGCAAGGACGGCGAAAAUCAAGGUCACCUACCGUAGCCCAAACGGCGUUCGAGGGCACCCCAUCGACUGAGCUUGUUAAUCCCAAGACGCGGUCAUCAACCCAGAGACAUCGCUCCCCCGAGCAUCGCAAGAGCAAGGGUGACGGUACAUGGACACCGCCUCCAGUGCCACCUAUCCCCUCAUCUUAUACCGUUAGCUCUCCUGCAUUCACCACGGCCACUGAUCAUGACACUGGUGCUGUGGCAAGCUUCAUCGACCCUGACGCAGCAUUCUCAGAGGACCAACCUCAACAGCCUCAACCAAAUCCAGCGACUGUGUCCUACCCAAGGUACUCAACGAUCAUCAGCCCAGGCGGUGUCACGACAACGACGGUUGUGACUCCUCCCACCACAACAAAUUAUACUCCACUUGGUGCUGCUGGACCCAAAAUGAACGUGCGACGUGCAGCUACCUACGGGACCACACCCGCCGCUAGUAACGAUGCAUGGGUUCAGGGGAUGGUCGGCAAAGCCAGGGCAGUCAGCGGUGGUGGCGGCAGCUCCACUAUUGUUCAAGGGCCUAAUGGCACCACGACGACCACCACCACCACCACGACGUACACCUCCACGCCUCCUAGCACGGCUCGCCGGGCAUCGUCGUAUUUCGGUUCCAGCCCGAGCUCAAAUGCGAAUUCGAGCCCUGUGACCAUUUCCACCAGCCCGAGCACGAGUUCCAUUGCCAGUGACGCAAAGACUUCACGGCGGACGAGCCUUACCGCGCGAUCCAAGGGCAACCGGAUGAGCCUAGGGGAUAUUGGGGGAAUCAAGAGGGUGUUUUUGAGGAAAAAGUCUGAGGUGGCGAAGUAGCUGAUUUCCAGGCAUUUGGGGAGUGAUUGGGGUUCGGACGUUGUGUAUUUCUGCUCAGAUGAGUGCUUCCUCGACCUCCAGGCUUUGGGGAGGUGGCUGCAAAAUGGAUCAAAGGGUAUCGGUGCACAGUACAUGUCAGCUACACUUCCAGGGAGAAGGCUGCGAGGAGGCAAGGCCUGGGCAUUCGGGACAGGGUGCCAAUUGGGUUAUCGGCAGAAAGGGCAAAAGACACCCCAUAUAUGUAUAUUCCAUAUAUCCACUAAUGUUAUCUGUAAUACCCCUUCC